UUUUAUCUUACAAAUCAGCAAAUCUGACACUUACAGACAUUGAGUCAAUUGAUGAUAAAAUGUGGGUGACUGAUCAAGUUAUCAACUUUUUCUAUGAGGUUUUGGGUGAAAGUUACAAAGACAUCCCUAAAAUCAGACUGAUCGAUCCUGCUUCGGUCUCAUGAAUUUACCACAUGACAGAAAUUGAUGAUCUUUUUGAAGUUUUUGGUCCUCUGAGAUUGCACAAGGCAGAUAUGAUCAUUUGUCCAGUAAACGAUAACACUUCUCCCUUAGAAACAGGAGGUACUCACUGGGCGUUGUUAGUGUAUAUCAGAGUGACAGACACAUUCCACUACUUUGAUAGCGCUGGAGAAGAAAUCCCGACUCGACUUUCAGUAGCAUCGAAACUGAGAGCAUUGAUCUCGAACAGAAAAGAAUCAUAUUACAUGAGAGAGUUAAGCUCAGAAGUGGAGACUUUUCGGUAUACACCAAGGCAGGGGAACUCUUACGAUUGUGGUAUUUUUGUGAUGGGAAUCACCCUCUGUCUGCUAAAUCUCUACAAGACGUGUCCUAGUGAACUUAGAUACAUCACUAGCUUGGAUUUCGAACAAUAUAUUAACCAGGAUGAGGCUGAUGACAUGCGACAGUACAUUCGAAACAUGCUCUUGUUCUCUCUUUAAUAUCCGAAAAUGGAAUA
This is a messenger RNA of Moneuplotes crassus, 676 nucleotides long. The record is from the annotation of a GenBank genome assembly. NCBI's taxonomy places the organism in Eukaryota, Ciliophora, Spirotrichea, Euplotida, Euplotidae.